GCGCCGAGACACGAAUGAAGCUGCAAAAGCUCCAAGUCUCUUCCCCAAAAACCAAACAAAUGCGUGAAAGCGAAACGGGCCACAACAGACUGGCAUGUGUGUCGAGUGUGUUGCCCGAUAGGCGCCAAGUGACGGCAAGUGACAUUUUUGUUUUUGCGCGAAAAAAGGUGUGCGUGUGCUUUGGGCUUGUGUCAAAAUAACAACGGGUCUCUUUUCCGUCCCGCCGAACCGCCGAACCUGCCCGGAAUCGGAUGUAAAAAUCGGUUUUUUGGGUGAUGUUUUUUUACUUUCUUUGUUUUUUACCUUCCUCGCUGUGUGUAUUAAAUGCGUCCAGCAACGGUUGUUCCCGAGCCGGGUUGAACAAGUUGAAGCAAGAACUAAACAGCAAACGAUUUACGGUUCUAUACGAGGUACUUAACACUUGGUGUGUCUAGAUGAACGAAUGCAUCUAUUACGUGGUUCUGUGAGUGUUGGGAGCUUUUUUCAUUUAUCUUAAACCCACCCAAGGAUAAGGGCGCAAUUUGAAGAAAGCGGAAAGAGCAGAGAUUUGGGUUUUUUAUUUAGUCGUUUUACACCGUAGUUAGAUGAAAUUUUGCCCAGUGCUUCCCGCUGUGUACAGCUAGCCGAAACAAAGCCGAAAAGCUCGGUAAAUAGGCGUGCAAUAAAAAAAAAACAAAAACAGCAGUGUGUAGUGUACAAACGCCUCCUUUGGUAGCAGUCAUCGAAUCGGGGAGGUUAGAUUUUCGUAUAGAAAAAAGGUACCACACAAAGAAGAAAAAGCUUGAGCACAGCAUAAAAAUUCGGCACGGUGGUACGGUGACGGGCCUAGGAGAGGCGGCGCAACGCAGCGGCGGAUUAUGGACAGUAGUAUGGUCGAGGAGAACGGUUCCUCGACGAUAGGCGAUCCGCUUGGUGGUGGUGGUAGUGGUGGUACCGGCCCGAACGCAACCGGUUCAACGGUUGGUGAGGCGCUGACGGGCGGUGGCGGUCGUGGUCCCGCAUCGGGCGUUGGAACGCAGCAUCAAAACGAGCUAAUUAAUACCUCCAACAACGGUAGUACCGAUAGCAGUACGGCAAUAACGGUGGCAGCAUCUACCGGCGAAGGUGGUGGUGGGGGAGGUGGCGGCGGUGGUGGCGGAGGAGGAGGAGGAGGAGGCGGUGGUACGGGAAAAGGUGCGGCGGGUGUGGUACCCGGCAGUGCGGGAACCGGUGGAUUGGUCGGUACAUUAGGUUCCGGAUCCGCCAACAGCACGGUAACGGUUGGUGGUGCCGCCGGUCCAGAAGUAACGCUUGUUCCGGCAGCAGCAGCAGUAACUGCCACCGGUACCAACAUUGUGCAGCUUCUGUCAACAUCGCAAUCGCCCGGGCAGGCACAAUCUGUUAUACAGCAGAAUCAACAAUCUGUUAUACAAACGGCGACAGGAAACGUCCCAUUAGCAAGAAGUGUACUAUUAGUGUGUAACAAACCAAACUCCGUGAUCCACACAACUACGGGCAAUUUGCAAACCAUACACAUCAAACCAGAACCGCACAUCGUAACCGGAUCCGGUAGCAUUAUGACCGACACGAACAGCGAUGAUACACUCUCGGACGAGGAAGCGUCGCCGAAAAAGCGAAGAGACCUGCUAACCAGGCGACCAUCCUAUCGUAAGAUAUUGAGCGAUCUCGGCGGAGCGGAAAUCGCCAACACCCCGAGCGAUGGUUCCGGCCUGCAUACCAUAGCGACACCUGGUGGUGUGGUGCAAUAUUCCCAGCCCUCGGAGGGCAUUUACGUACCUCUCAUGGGCGGUAACGUGCAACUGGAGGAUCAGUCACGCAAGCGCGAGAUGCGAUUGCAGAAAAACCGGGAAGCGGCCAGGGAAUGUCGCCGCAAGAAGAAGGAGUACAUCAAGUGCCUAGAGAACCGGGUGGCGGUGCUGGAGAACCAAAACAAGGCCCUAAUCGAGGAGCUGAAAUCGCUGAAGGAGUUGUACUGUCAGCAGAAAAGCGACUGAAGCGUGCCAGCAACCGUGCCGCGUCAAUACCGGACCAUACGUAUAUAGGCUGGGGGAGCGGCGAGGUAUGUCACGCAUGUGGAGACAGAAAGACGGCCUCCCCCCUCCCCCCCAGGCCAAUUGCAGCCCGACAACUUUACCUGCAACUAGUCGCUUAGUACUGCUGUGUUUGCAGCUGUCCAUUGUACGGCAGUGAACCGGGCACAUGCACUACCACAGCUAUCCGGACGUGUCUCGAUGGUGGAGGAACCAAUGGAGUUGACAGCUGACAGUUGACAGUUCCAUCUUUGGAGGAAUCGCCGUCAUAUGGUGUAGUCACCAUUAGCUAGCUAAUCGACCACCGUCUGUAUCAUUUGUACACCAACACGCAAGAAGGCAAGCAUUACGAUACCCAGCAAAAGUGCAUACCCAGAUUUCAAGAUACUAGUGUAACGCUUUAGGAAUAAUUACUGAGCAAGGGCCCUCCACAUACUUAGGAAGUGUCUUUUUUACUAGAAUGCGCGUUAGGUUCUAGUUUUGAUGUACCGUCUCAUCUUUAUUUUGUAUUCCAAAGUUGACGUCUUUAUAUUUGGACAUAUUUUAUAUUUUUAAUACAUACUCGUGAGCAGAAUUACUUCGUUUUUUUUCCUUCAAAUUCUAAUGGUAAAGUUAUUGCAAUUUCUUGAUUCUUUUCAAUGUGAGCUCUGGUAUGUGUGGAGAUGUGGAAUUCUUGGGAAUUUUUACCACUUUUGCAUGUUUUAAUCGAUGUUGUUUAAAGUUUACUCGACAGACAAACACAAAAUUGUCUGAAUUCCAGAAAUUGGGAAGAAUUCUAAAUCUUCCCAAGAACACAUACCAGCGCAAAACUGGAAAAGAACUUGGAGAGCAACUUGCUUCAAGCUUUUGCCACCUUGAACUCCGAACCUGGCACCACUGUACAAAUUUGAUCAUUAUUUUAACAACAAUCGUGAUUGUGAUGGAGUGUAGGAUAGAUUGAAAAGGGAUAUAAUAACACACCUUGUAUCACAACUUCUUGUUAGCUGAUCGCAUUACCAUCAACUUGCUGUUAUGAUCAUCUAAAUUGCUGGAUAGUAUUUUUUGUUACUUUUUUCUUUUUGCUUUGAGUACCAUUAGCUUCGCCCGAUUUGCACAGAUUGGAUAGCCGAAUAGUGCAGCUUGUCUGUCUGUGUAAGCUACAGCCUCCACAAGUGACUUUUAGGUGUACAGUGAAGCAAAAAAACAUAUUCUUAUUAGUUUGACACAACGAAACCACUCGAACCAUGUUGUGUCUGCCUUACGUCGGCUUACUAGACUUAUGCGUAAUAUGGACGGUCAGUCCGUUUUUAAGUGACGGAGCCCCCCCGUUUUGGGUGGUCUCGGCUUCAAUUACCAACGCUCGCCAAAAAAAACAAAAAAAUCUUGAGGUGUGUUUAGGUUGAACUAGCGGCACCCACAUGGGACCCCCGACAUGUACAGAAAAUAGGUUUAUGAUUUACUACUACUUACGAGAGAUCCUUUCGGCUGGGGAUCCACAUUUUUUGAGGGGGGGAGGGGGGGAGGGGGCGGCGGGAGAUGAGGUUCUGAUAUUCUGAUAUUUCCGUUUGCCAUAGUAUGUAGGCAGAAUGAGUUUUGUUGCGAUUAUAGACGAGACAAAAGUAUAUUUGUAUCUCACCUUUUGUUUUGUUUUUGUUACUACACCCAUACUAAAAGCUCGUUCCCACACACACACAUACACACGCGCACAUGAAUAUUCAAACACACACACACACACACAUACAAGCGAGGUCGGGUGCAAACACGCGCGCGCUAUAUUUUUACCACUUUUACGCGACUUACACUGCUGCAAGCAGAAAAACAAGGAAACAAAACAAACGAAAAAUGAAAACUCAGAACAAAAAAACCGAAAACGAUGUAUCAUAUGUUAGGGUAUCCUGAAAGGAUAAAAACGAGCUAGAGAACGUUUGUAAGAAAAAAUGUGUAGGUAUAAGAAAAUAGAAAGAAUAGGAAGAAAAAGAGGAAAAAUUAUGACUCAAAGGAACUUGAACACAAAACAAAACAAAAACACACAUCGGUAGGGACAGAUUGCGAUAGACAGGAAUUGAACUAUUCUUUGUUUUGUUUUCUUACCUCUUCUUUUCCGUUACUUGUUGUUCGGAUAGUGCAAAAACCGUGUGUGUAUGUGUAGUAGUAUGCUGCAAGCAGGAAAACAAUUGUACAGAAGAAAACAAACUUCAUAUAUAAACGUAGGGAGGGGGGCCUGGCCCUGUCCUUGGGGAGGGAGUGGGGGAGGGGAAAAUGGUGGUGUGUAAUAACUGUUUCUCAGCCGUGAUUCGAACCCACACCCGGGGCGUGUUGUUAAAUUGUGCAUUACCCGAUUAUACCUAUCUGAUUCUUCUCAAAACAGAGGCAGAUAAUUAGAUUAAUCGUGAGAAGAAGAAGAAAAAAACGAAACAGGCGAUUUAGGGGGGUUUUUUUUGUACGUUAUAUGCUUACAGUGUCAUGCAAUCGUAAACGGAUACUAUUGUAGUUUUUUUUUCCUGUUAAGUUAUGCUUAAAAUGUAGAAGAGAAGAGGAGAGGGAACCGCCACAUAAUCUUCAUGGUGUGCAGAAACACUAUUUGCAAACAAAAAAAAAGAAAAGAAAAAAAACCGAUAUAGUUUGAAAUGAUUGAGCCAGCUGUUAAUUGUGCGUUAGAAAUAAUUCAACCUAAUUAUGUUUACUAUUAUUAUUAAAUCAUGUUCAAAGUGUUCGAAUUCGGAAUGCCCCCUGGUGUGAAAUAAAAUGUUUUCAUUACCCGAUUUUCUUUAUUUUCGAACAGAAGUUAUGCUUUGGUUUUUCCGUUACUGUUUUGUUGUUGUUAUUAUUAGGUUUAGUUUUUCCGCACCCAGAUGAAGGAGAUCGUGGCGUUAUGUAACAAACACACACAGAAGAAGAAGGUUACUAUGUCCGCUUACAAUUGUUUGACGCUGUAUGUGUAUUUUAACUAUCUGCAAAUGGUUUGUUGUCUGCUCUUUAUGGCCCCCCAAUUAUCGGAAAGGUGCUUUGAAAAAUAAUCAUAAGUAAACGAACAAAUCGUUGUCAUGCAAAAGAAUUUAAAAGUGAAAUUAUCACACCCACACACAAACACACACAUAUGCAGCAAUCUGUCCCUAUUUGCGUUUUGUUUAUACGGAUAGCUAGAAGAAGGUUUAGACUAAUACUAUCGUUUCGAAUUCAAUCCAAAGGUUCUCUUUUCGUUUGCCCUGCAAUAUGUUAAGUUUAUUAAUAUUUUGUUUAGAAUAUCAUUAAUUUUGUUUUGCGUGUGUAUGUUUUAUGUAUUUAGAUUAGUACGAUCGUUAGGAUGUUUAGUUUCGAUCUUUCCAAAUCCCUAUUUUUUAUUCACCACACUUGCAGACACAUAUCCAGGCACAUAAAAGUAAAUUUUAUAAGCAAAAAAAACCAAACAAUUAAAAUAUUCAUAGUUAGUUUAGCUCUUCUCAUACUUUUGCCCGGCACAAGCAAACAAAGUAUCAAAAAAGGUAGUAAACAAACAGCAGACAUCACAAACAUAAACUAAAGUCACAAACAGUAAAUGGAGUGGUGAGAAAAUAGUGAACGAACAAAACAAAGCAAAAAACUAGAGGAAAACCAAAAUCAAAACCCCUCUCGGAAAGAAGGAAAAGAAACAAAAUUAUAGCAGAAAAGAAAGAUGCUUUAUUAUAGCAAGUGUCAGAAACAAAAAUAGGGUAAAACAAAUUCCAUUACAGAUCAGAUAUAUCAUCUGCCUUUAUAUGUUUGAACAUAUUGUUGUAACAUUUGUAUAAAAGGAAAAUGCUCGGGCAUGAAGUUUUUGUUUUAUUUUUUUUAAAGAUUAUUUUUAUAGCAGAAACGAAAUUUUCACCCUAAGAAAGACCAGUUAAAGCAGCAGUAAGGACAAAUGUAAGGAACCAAAAUUUACGGUACGAUGGAAAUGAGAAAAUGUUUUUUUUUCGGCGUGACGGUUGUCUACUGCUCAUCCUCCAAAAAAAAAAUCAACAUUCAUUUGGUGUGUGCGCCCCAAAAAAUAAGGACUGUUCAUAUUUGCCUUAAAUCUCUUUUUGUUUUUUGUUUUUUGGUUUUUCUAAUGAAAACCGCGUCCCGGCGCUUGCAGGUGUAAACACGGCCAAGUGAAGUGAAGAUCCUUGGGUUUAGAGGAAGCUUGAAAUACAAAUAUAUCUAGAGAAUUAUUUACAAAAGCUUAAGAUACCAUUUAAAGGGAAAGGGCACCCAGGUGAAUUUGCAUACCUUUCGGGUGUAUAAAGCCAUCUGAUAUUUGUCGUUUUUUUGGUCGUGCGUUAAGCUGAAGCGAGCAGCAAAACAAAAUCCAAAAAUCCCGCGUGCGUUCUGCGUGGGUAUUUAUUCGAUGUGUGUACUGUUGGUUGUAUUCCGUGUCCUGUAUGGAGGGGAGGGAGCGUAAACGUUUCAGUGUUCGUCCACUUAUAAAAAAAACGAUGGGACAUAAUUUUGUAAAACAAACGCAAGCGAAAGCUAAAAAAGCACGAAGAACAAGAGAUUCAUGUACCUUUACCACGAAACAGCUCCGUGUCUAUAGUUAGAUUACGCAUGUGAUACGUGUGUGUGUGUGUACCAUUUUUUUCAUUUUUCUCCACGUUUGUGUGGCUACGUUGGCACCAGUUUGUGUUUUGAUGUAAUGGCAACAGUGAAAGAUUGGGCGCCUCCAUCAAAUAGUGAAGUGACCAGAAGUGAAAGAUUGGGCGCCUCCAUCACGUGAUGGAGUGAAAGAUUGGGCGCCUCCAUCAAGUGUAACCAGAAGUGAAAGAUUGGGCGCCUCCAUCAAUUGGUGGGAUGAAAGAUUGGGCGCCUCCAUCAAGUGGAGGAGUGACCAGAAUUAGUGUGACCGAUUUGUCAGAAUGUAAUGCGACAUUUAGUCCGUAUUUUAAUUGAUGUAUUUGUGUGUGUACGUGUAUAAGCUCUGGAUGUAAGUUGUGGUUUUUGCGGAUGGGAGGAAAACAAGAGCAAGAAGAAUAAAAUAAAAAAAACAACGAUCUUGCACCAUUUUUAAGGAAGCGCCAUUUUUAUCGUCGAUUAGAGUACCAUCGGUACAGGUGGUACCCCACAGUCACCUAAUGCUGUUCCAUAUUCUCCUUCAUCAUUGAAUGUUUGUUGUUACACAGGAAUCACAAACCAUUCACAACACUAAUGUUUGUUAAUCGGCAUUUGUAAUGUUACACCGACAGGAUUGUGAUUCGAUAGCAAAACGGCAAACUUAAACCGUUCCAAACACAUACACACACACACUGUGUAGCCGUAAGGUGAUACGCACCAAAAACAAAAUGGCUACAUACAAGGCCGUGUAACGUAUAUGAAAGUGAAGAAGAGAAAGGCAACAUUAACUAUUACUAGUAUACCAACAACACGGUACAAAGCAUGUCUUCUAAGUGAAAACGAGAAGAAAAGAAGAAAAAAUAAGGAAACAAAAAAAGGUGGAAAUAAGCCCCCCUGUUGUGUAAGAAAUGUUUUUUAAGGGUGUAUAAUAAGUAAAAAAAACCACACACACACACAAAAGAAGAUUUGCGCUCGUCGAUUAGGGGAGGCAGAAAGGAGGCGAAGCAUGUUAAUUACAUGAUAAUUGGAUCUUUUUGUUAUUAUUUUAAUAUUAUAUGAAUAAAAGUAUAUAUAUACAUAUAUGUAGAAGUAAUAAUAUACAAACACACACACACAGAUACUGACGCAUGAGUGUGUGGGUCAAAUGGUGGGUCGAUUCUGUGUGUGGUGAAACAAAACGAAACAAGCUGUGCAAAAUGUAAAUGUGUAAAAGAAAAUAUUUUUCAAAAGAGAGAAAGAGAGAGAGAACACGUAAACAAGCAUUAAAAAAAUUAAGAAAAAAAAACACUUGAAAAAAAACAUCAGUUACCCUCCUCUACUGUUCCGUCGUUCUCCGUCCCCCCCUUCCAUCAUCCCUCAUCGUUAUGCUGGUGCGUGUUUGGUUUUUUGAAUUGGCAAAUGUAUGCAUACAUACAUUUGAAGGAAGAAAAAACACACACAUACACACUACAAUUAAAAAAAAAUAAAACAAUUUGCUAGAACGCGCUGAACGGCUUGAAAGGACAAGAAGUAUCAACAUAAAAUGAAUUUAAAAUUAAAAAAAAAAAACAAGAUAAAGGCGCAAGAUAGUGGCCAAGAAUGAGAGACCAGAAGCAGAACAAACAAAAAAAAAACAGAUUAAGGAAAAAAACUAGUUGUAAGGCACUGAGAAGGAUGUUACUUUUGGAGAAGCAGACAGCAAAGAUAGUGACACGAAUUACAUCUUUAUCCUUUAUUCGCCAGAUGUUAAACGCGUUUGGAAUCAAAUGGAGAAAAAGAAAACACACAGAAUACAUAACGAAUAA
Anopheles funestus (African malaria mosquito) is the source of this 8341-nucleotide messenger RNA. RefSeq names its product cyclic AMP response element-binding protein B (gene CrebB). Gene Ontology annotation, molecular function: protein binding; DNA-binding transcription factor activity, RNA polymerase II-specific; RNA polymerase II cis-regulatory region sequence-specific DNA binding. The record is from RefSeq and is a predicted model, not a curated record. The transcript has 5 exons. Gene Ontology annotation, biological process: regulation of transcription by RNA polymerase II. Gene Ontology annotation, cellular component: transcription regulator complex; nucleus. The coding region runs from base 858 to 1994 and encodes 378 amino acids. Lineage: Eukaryota; Metazoa; Arthropoda; Insecta; Diptera; Culicidae.